Molecule: messenger RNA, 1912 nt
Organism: Fragaria vesca subsp. vesca
Lineage: Eukaryota; Viridiplantae; Streptophyta; Magnoliopsida; Rosales; Rosaceae
Product: mitogen-activated protein kinase kinase 6-like
Exons: 9
Coding region: 107-1663 (518 amino acids)
Biological process (GO): MAPK cascade; protein phosphorylation
Molecular function (GO): MAP kinase kinase activity; ATP binding
Source: RefSeq, a predicted model, not a curated record
GCCUUAAAUUUGAAGAAACGGCAACGGCGAAGAACCUGAGAGCUUCACACCAAAACCAAUGGCCAAACCAAAUCAAACCCCAAUUUGAAGAACCCAGCAAUCAAAAAUGGCCGGACUAGAAGAACUGAGGAAAAAGCUCACACCUUUAUUCGACGCAGAAAAAGGCCUGGGCUUUGGAUCCUCCACUUUAGACCCCUCCGAUUCCUACACAUUAUCGGACAGCGGAACUGUGAACUUGCUGAGCAGAUCGUAUGGGGUGUAUAAUAUUAACGAGCUGGGACUGCAGAAGUGCACGUCUUCUACUACGGUGGACGAUACCACAGAGAAGACUUACCAAUGCGCGUCGCAGGAGAUGAGGGUGUUUGGGGCGAUUGGGAGUGGGGCUAGCAGUGUUGUGCAGAGAGCUAUCCAUAUUCCCAAUCAUCGGAUCAUUGCGCUCAAGAAAAUCAACAUUUUUGAGAAGGAGAAAAGGCAGCAACUGCUUACUGAGAUUAGGACAUUAUGUGAAGCACCUUGUUACCAAGGUCUUGUAGAGUUUCAUGGGGCAUUUUAUACACCGGAUUCUGGACAAAUAAGCAUAGCUUUGGAGUAUAUGGAUGGAGGAUCAUUGGCUGAUAUCUUACGGUUGCAGAAAAGAAUACCUGAACCCUUACUUUCUUCUAUGUUUCAGAAGCUUCUACAUGGACUGAGCUACUUGCAUGGAGUUAGGUAUCUAGUACACAGAGACAUAAAACCUGCCAAUUUGCUUAUCAAUCUCAAGGGCGAGCCAAAGAUAACAGACUUCGGAAUAAGUGCUGGGUUGGAGAAUUCUAUGGCAAUGUGUGCAACAUUUGUUGGGACAGUUACGUACAUGUCACCUGAGCGAAUUCGAAAUGAGAAUUAUUCUUACCCAGCUGAUAUAUGGAGCCUUGGGCUUGCUCUCUUUGAGUGUGGUACUGGAGAAUUUCCAUAUACAGCUAAUGACGGACCUGUCAACCUUAUGUUACAGAUCUUAGAUGAUCCAUCACCUACUCCUUCAAAACAGAGUUUUUCACCAGAGUUCUGCUCGUUUAUUGAAGCUUGCUUGCAGAAAGAUGCAGAUGCUAGGCCAACUGCAGAGCAGCUACUUGCCCACCCGUUCAUUACAAAGUAUGAGAAUUCCCAAUUGGACUUGGGAGCAUUUGUUCGAAGUGUUUUUGAUCCAACGCAAAGGAUGAAGGACUUGGCAGAUAUGCUUACCAUACAUUAUUACUUGCUCUUUGAUGGACCUGAUGAGCUCUGGCAACAUGCAAAGACGUUAUACAAUGAAGACUCGGUUUUCAGUUUCUCUGGCAAGCAAUUAGUAGGUGCGAAUGAAAUAUUUGCCUCGCUCUCUAGUAUACGAAGUACAUUAGCUGGUGACUGGCCUCCUGAGAGGCUUGUGCAUGUUGUGGAAAAGCUUCAAUGCCGUGCUCAUGGUCAAGAUGGAGUAGCAAUUAGGGUAUCAGGAUCCUUCAUUGUUGGGAAUCAGUUCCUUAUAUGUGGAGACGGUGUUCAGGUAGAGGGCCUGCCAAGUAUUAAAGAUCUUUCUAUCGAUAUUUCGAGUAAGCGAAUGGGUACAUUCCGCGAGCAGUUCAUUAUGGAGCCAAGCAAUAUGAUAGGGCGCUACUCCAUAGCUAAACAAGAACUUUAUAUUUUGCAGUGAAUUUCAGAGGAUUCCACUUAACUGUUGGAAUAAUGCUGGAACAAUCAUUAGCAUUUGAAUAUCAAACAUAGAAACAGGCAAAAUCAUCUGACCGUGACAGAACUUACAUGUCAUUGACAUUAUUGUAACCAGUUGUCCGUAAAAUCAUGAAAAUCAUAGUUAUUCAUGUUAUUUUCCAGAACAUUUGCAAUGCUUACACACAAGGUUAAAACCACAUGUGAUUUACUAGAUGUUUGCUGGAGUUAUGUU